ACCUCGCCCUCGCCUAGAUACGAGAAAGCGUCGCUUCAUGGUCGCUACGGAGAGAGGGAUGGGUCCGUGUAGUUAAAACACACUUCUGUGGACUUUCCCACGCAGUUAGGACAACUUACUACGAUGGCAGUCCGCGGGAAACGCUUCUCGGUCGUUUCGUUAACGACUCUACAAAGUUUUACCGGUUGUAUAUCCACGUUUCGGUGCUACUAACGUUAGCGCAUUGAUCUAUCUUGGCAUGACAGAUAAAGAUUAGUUAGCAUGCUAGCGAGCUAGCCACACUGCCCCAGCAUCACACAUCGACCACACCUGCCAGUGACAGUGUGGCUGCAGGUUCCUAGCAGACAUGGGCAAACUACAGAGCAAGUUUCGCAAGAGGUCUGAACUCUACAGGACAACUCAGGGAGAGAAGGCAGAUAAUACCUUUGACAGUCAGGUGGUGCAGUAUGAACCUGCUCAUCAAGGGUCCAUCAACACUGUCACCAAUCUCAGUCCAGAUCUGUGUGUUUCCGGUGGGACUGACCAGGCUGUGGUGGUGUAUGACUGGAAACAAGGCCGGAUGUGUCAGUCCUUUCAGGGUCACAACCGAGAGGUUACCAAGGUGGUGUGUUAUCCAGGAAGUACAUGGAUCUUUAGUGCCUCACGGGACAAGACUGUUUUGAUGUGGGACCUAAACCAGGGAGACGAACCUAUUCAGGAAUUUUGUGGUCAUGAGUUGGUGGUCAAUGGUCUAGCCAUCAGCCCUGAGGGGAGAAAGCUGUGCACCGGUUCUCGUGACAACUGGAUGUGCCUGUGGGAUAUUGAAUCUGCAAAAUGUGAACAGAGACACAACAUUUCUAGAAACCUGGUCACUCAUGUGUGUUGGGUACCGGGCAGCUCCUCUGUAGUCCAGACCUCUGAGGAUAAGACCAUAAGGGUGUGGGACAGCCGUGCAUGGCAGGUGACCAAUACUUUUCCAGCCAAGCAAUACAUCCAGACCCACUGUGACGUUUCUCCAAAUGGAAACUACUUGGUGUCCAGUAGCAACGGCUUCGGAGGCCAGGGCUGUGAAGCCACGCUCUGGGACCUGCGUCAGCCAGGCUGUAAAGUUGUGGAGUACAGAGGCCACCUCCAGACCACAGCAUGCUGUAUGUUUCUGCCUGUGCCUCCUGGAAGCACAGCACGGGUAGCAACGUCCUCCCAUGACGGCUCUAUCAAAAUCUGGGAUCAGAACACAGCAGCCUGUUUAGCGACGCUGGCUCUAGAUGGCGCUGGUCCACUGGUUUCUCUGUCUCCCAAUGACACCACCAAUCUGCUGUGUGCCAGCUUCAACUCUGGCCUACACCAUAUCCAGGUGGGCCAGGGAUCAAACCAGGCUCAGGGAUCUGGGGCAGGUUCAGGUGGAGCUGGUGGCCUGGACAUAAAAGUUCUGUCACGCUUCUGACAACCCAGAAGAGCCUGGUGUGACUAAUAACCUUGUGAGCAGCAUCACUGGAUAUCCAUAUCCAUGGUCAUGCCAUGUUCUUUUUUUUCUUUUCUUUUUAAAAAAAAUAAUUUUACGUACUUCUAUACAUUUUUUUGCUUAACUAGACUGCCAUACAGUAAAGAAUGAAAGAAGAGGUAAGUAUGAAAAGGAAGGGGCGAUACUGAAUGGAGGAUGCACCUUUUUGUCCAGCUGAGCCACAUGGAUGCCCAUCAUAGCUGCUCUUCUAGGAAACUGGUCUGUAAGUCAUAUUAUCCAUUAAUUGAUGAGACCAUAAACACCAUAAUGAUCCUGCAUGGAUUGCUGCCUUCUUGGACCAAGCCAGAAUAACUGGGGAUUUUAUACACUACUUCGGCUAGGUGGGGUUGACGAGGUGCUUCGUGCACAUGUUGUAUUGCUUAAAGUGGUGUUUGGAAAUUUGGAAGCAUUUGGACAUAGCAGGAAAAUAUUUGGACAGGUUUUAAAGGUGAGACUGGUAAAUUGGAAGCCAAAUAGAAUUUCAGACUAAGAGUAUGUCAUUGUUUUUUUCCUGGAUAAAAUGUAGUAGCUGCAGUCAGACCUGCAGUCUGGUAUAUUUAAAACUUUGUGGAAAAUUUUUGUUUUUAUCACCAAAACAGAGUCAUGAGGAACAUGUACAAUGUUGAUAAUAAUGUAACCGUUGAUUAGUUUGUACUGUAGCUUUCACCUGUCAAGUUUUAGACCAAAUGAAUACCUACAACACAAAACUGUAUAAACAUGCAUUGUUUUAGGUAGAAUUCAAUUGAUAAAGGUUUUUAAAGAUACAGAUUCUGAUAUUUUUUAAGUGAAGCUGUCGAUAUCCAAUAUAUUUAAAUUUGAAUAUACUAUGCAAACUACCUGAGUUGGGAGAAUUAGAAAUCGCUGUACUUUAGCCAGAAACUGUUAAUAUUAGCAGCCUUAAGUGAGUGAAUUUGGCUGCAUGUUACAUUCCUACCUAAACUAAUUAUUGACAGAACAUACGUUAAACCACUGUUGUAUUUGAAGUUUGAUACUGAGUACUUACUUGCAGUUUCAGUACUUAACCUUUUGUUUGUAGAUAUCCAGGUGAUCAUUUCUCCCAAAGGCAGUGGCUGCUAACUCAUCUAAUUCCAUUUUAGAGAACUGUCUGCAACUAGAGGAACAAUAUUGGACAGGCCAGGUUGUGGAUCACAUUAACCAGUUUAGCUGUAAUGUACUCUAGGGUGAUGCCAAAAACAGGUAUAAAUUGGUUUAAUACCUACUGAACUUUGUUCCAGACAGACAAAACACAGCAACAAAAGGUUGCAGGCUACAGUGAAAACUAGGUCCAGUGUGUAACAUUUAGGGGGAUCUACUGGCAGAAAUGGCAUAUAAUAUGCAAAACUAUGUUCAUUAUUAGUGCAUAAUCACCUGAAAAUAAGAAUCAGUAUGUUUUUGUUACCUUAGAAAAAGACUUUUAUAUCUGCAGAUGCUGCGGGCCUACAGGUCGCUUUCCAUAGAGGCCGCUAUGUUUCUACAGCAGCCCAGAAGGGAAAAACCCAACACUGGCUCUCGACAGGGGCAUUUGCGUUUUGCAGCCACCAUAGUUUCUCCUUCGCGCUUGGAAGGGGAGGGUGAAGCGAGGGAGUUGCAAUCUGUAACCACACCACUAGAUGCGACUAAAUCCUACACACUGGUCCUUUUUAAAAGUAGCAAUAAGAAAACUCAUUCAACUGUGAUGUGUGGCUCUGUUAUACGGUGCUAGGGAGUCCACGUUCAAUAAUUCAUUAUUUUUCUACAAUUUAAAGAACACCGGUAGGGAACCAAAGAUUAUCAGACAUUUGCUUUUGUGAGGAUUUACUGUUUGGGUAUUUGUCACUCUACAUCACCAGUUGAUUCAAUUUUAUCUGUGUUUGAUACAUUAUGAUUAAGCAAUAAAUAAGGCAUUUUAUAAUGUCUGAGGAACAAA
This is a messenger RNA of Dicentrarchus labrax (European seabass), 3386 nucleotides long. It is a transcript of the gene wdr31, whose product is annotated as WD repeat domain 31. The record is from RefSeq and is a predicted model, not a curated record. Lineage: Eukaryota; Metazoa; Chordata; Actinopteri; Moronidae. The transcript is spliced from 10 exons. Gene Ontology annotation, molecular function: protein binding. The coding region runs from base 347 to 1423 and encodes 358 amino acids.